Messenger RNA from Folsomia candida, 2938 nucleotides. RefSeq lists its product as uncharacterized. The record is from RefSeq and is a predicted model, not a curated record. Lineage: Eukaryota; Metazoa; Arthropoda; Collembola; Entomobryomorpha; Isotomidae. The transcript has 4 exons. The coding region runs from base 151 to 552 and encodes 133 amino acids.
CUCAAUGAACGAUAAUUUGGGGUGUCAAGGUUAGCGCUGUUUCUACAAAAAAAUAUGCAAAACUUACAAAGAUUUCUGUAGAUUUGAAACUUGACCAUUGCCAAAUAAGGAAUUUUAUGAAGGACCCUGAAAAGAGAAAGGGACGCCGUCAUGACGAUUUCUACUUUUAUUUCUGUCAUAGACUUACAUUCAGGAUGUAAAGAGCUUAUGACGAAAAUGCCAAUUAUCGAAUUAUUCAAGCCAGUUCCCCAUCCAUGUUUGCUAUUCCAUGUAUAUAAGUCUGCCAUAAUUGCGAUUUUCACUAUGCAAAUGAGCACGUGUUCUUCACCGUCACUCUAUCCAAAUUGUCGGAAUCCUCAUCAGAGCAAAGUUUUCAAGUUGCUUAAAUGGGAAUCAUGCCCAUCAAACUCAUCCCAGAAAAUGUGUUCUUAUUUGGAUUCAAGGCGCUCUGUUUCUUAUCUUGGAAAUGAAUCACGUCAGGUUGGUUACGAAAUAAGAAAACAUCUUAAUAAUCACGAGAAGAAAAUUGGAAAUCAAGACUUGUCUGGAUAAGGAUGGUAUCAAAUUUUAAGGUUUUGAUUGCUAUUAUCUUGCUAUAUUUUCUUAUUAAUUCUAACUGUGCACUAACAGAUUUAAAUAAGCACAGUACUUAAAAUUUAGUACCGACUUCUUUUCUGUGUCACACUGUAUAGUCGUGAGCUUUAUUUUUACUCGCUUUCCUUUCAUAUCUCUCGUUAGAUCGGAUCCCAUUUUCUGUGUGCUAUUUCAUACUGUAGGUCAUAGGCCUUUUUGUUAAUUGCUUAGAAUAAGUAGUGUCAAUUUUUGCACGUAUUUUGGAAGAAAACGUAAACGAGACAGAAUCUUUGACUAAUGGGAAAUAUUUGAAAGUGUAUGAGAUUAUUUUCAACGAUUUUAUAAAAUUUGGGAAUUGUCGUUAGUAAGGGUUGCCCCGUAAGAUUGUACACGGUUGUAUAAGUGUAAUUUUUAUAUCAAUUACUAACAUGAGCCUCAGUGAAUUCAGUUUAGAGGAAACUAGGUUGAAUCAAAAUUUUAUGGAUUUUUCAUUAAUCCCUACUGAAAAUCCUAUAAUUCUCAUUGUUACGGUUAUACCUCUACUUCACAGACAAAGCUUUGCUUGUUCCUUGUUCAGAACAAUUAUCAUUUAAGGGAAUACCUAGUUUAUCGUUUGUUGGUUGUUCUGCUGUAAUGAGCUAACCAAACACCACAUCGAUUAAUUAUUUUGUUUGAGAAUAGUCCAGAACGUGUCAUUUUUAACCAAUUAUCUGGUAGAAUUUUCCUUGAAUUUACUACAUAGACUCAUGCGAACAAUUAUCCGGUGGUGACAUUGGUAUAAAUGUAAAUGCACUUUUCUCAAAAACCACAAAUGAUAUUCAAGUGAUUCUUUUUGCAUUUAGUAGAUAAAUUAAGUGGGUAGAUCAUACAGGAAAACCAGUUUCGAAAAAAAUUCUAAAUGGGGCAAAACAAGAUAUUCCCGCGGCGAUUUAAAAACAAAGUGGGAACAAUUAUUUGGUAUUUUUGAUUUUCCAAUGAAAACUUACUUGUCUUGAGUUGAUAAGCACUUUUUUAAUUUUGCAUAGCUAUAAGAUGUAUUUUUCUACAUUUCUUCGUAAUUCCGGAAUUUGACAAAUAGUUAAAACCAAUCCCAGAGAUGCUUCAUUUGACCACUGCAUGUGGGUCAUUAAAUAUUUUGUUGGGGAUCAUACCGGCAGUCGAAAAUUUCGAAACCGCACAAAAUGCGGUUUCGAAUACUCCUUUCACCUAAAUAAGGUGAAAGGAGUAUUUAACCGACGUCUUCUCUUUUCCUUAAUGGUUUUUUCAUCCUGUAGAGUAGAAAAAGCAAUAAUAUUAACAGGAAGGUCAGCCAGUACGGUGGCGCAAAUGGGAUAUUGAGUGGUUAUAAUUAGCAACGAAAAUUAAAUUAAUAAGCGGCUUUGUUGAGAAAUUACUGAAAAAGCAGACUUUUCAAAAAACCUACUAAAGACAUAAGCAGUUUAUUAUUUGUUGGUUGGUUCUGUUGUAAUGGAAUAACUAAACUCCACAUUGAUUAAUGAAUUUGUAUUAAGAAUAAUCCAGAAUUAAUCAUUUUUACAUACAUAAUUCAUCAUUGCUGGAGUUUUCCAUGAGUUUACUAUAUAUUUGCUGCAUUCUUGUUUUUAUGCUCCUCAACUGACCACCGAGAAGUCCGAGGUUUAUCCUUGGGAUUCAUGUUUAUGAAGUAAUCUUUCACGGGUAAUUUCGAAGCAAUUCAGUCGUUUUUGUGUAAUAUUAACUAAUAUGUAUUUAUAGUAUAGUCAAAUUAAAUACAGUAUUAUACAUACAUAUGUAACAAAGAUAUCUUGUAUUGUGUCAGGUUAGAUUUUAAAGUUUAUGUGUAAAAAAUAUUAAAGCUUAAAAUUAGAAUGCCAAAGAGGCAUAAACUGUAUCCGUUUUAAGAGAAAAAUAUACUUCUGUUAGACCGUUCUCGUAUUAUUCAGUCUCGAAUACUCGGGUUUUGAGUUUUCUUCCGAUCUGCUUACAUUUUUUUCAAAUUUUCUGUCAGUAACUACUUCUGUAUUCACAUUUGAAAUAAUAUCUAGACAGUCUAUGUCCAAGGAUUGUACGUCUUGGGCACAGGUAGCGUAACUAAAUUAUAACCAGCAACGUACAUAAUAUAUAUGUGGUGACUAACACUUAACAGGUUUAUGUAGAUUCGGUCAUUAUCCGUAGUACAAUUUUUUCAUUUUGUGUGAUUGCAAAAACGUUUCGGUUGUAUAGCACAAGUGUGUAAGGUGGUAAGAAAUUUUUACCAUUUUUACUGAAAAUCAUUUUUACUAAAAUUGACUGAAAGGAUUAAAUGAAUUAUUAAUAUAAUUCAGGUACUUUAAAUUCUUCCUAUUUAUAUAAUUAAAAGAAAAUUCCUUCUAUUAUUCAACUCUUA